AUGGUUGAGCGAGCCAUUGAUGAUUUAGCCCAACGAGCCGAGCACCGGCAGACCGGUUGGGAGGCUGGGCUUGUUUAUCCGCGCGAGCACAACAGCCGAUGUUUAGCUCGGCCAGAGGCCAUGUCGUCCGUUUGGACCGUGAGAGGAGAGGGAGGCCGAGAGCAAGUCCCCCGGGGUCAUAUGCCGGAGCGAGCAGGAGAGUCACGGUUAAGCCUCCUCCUCUUCCUCCUCCUCCACCUUAAGACACAGCAUGUAUCACACAUGCUGCUGCUGCCUCCACAUGUCACAUUCGUCAAGGCGACGCAAGGGCCAAUUAUCCUUCCCCUCACAAAUCCAGACCGUCCCGAGGGGUCACGUAACUACGCCAAAGGUCUUGUCGACCGAGGCGAAGCGCCACCUUCCAGGUUUGUGGUACAGACAACCGAUAGUCGGCCUGUCUACACACGAACGGACGACAAUGGGGAAGGGACGUUGGGAAUCUCCGUUUAUUUACGACAAUCUGCAUGUUUCUGCGUGCACAUGAGCCGACGAAGCCGGCCCAUUAACGGGAACACCAGACGCUCUCGCAGACUGGCCCAGGCUCGGGGGUUGCGGAGCAGUGUGAUUCGCCGGCCAAGUAGCCGGGACAACUGUCGAGACGAGCAAUCGGGUGCAGGCGAAAGUACCAAUUCCUCCACCAACCACUUGAUAGGCCUGCAGAUGCUACACCACAUCAAGCUUGGCUUGUCAGUCGUCAAGGCAGAUUGA
Molecule: messenger RNA, 747 nt
Organism: Protopolystoma xenopodis
Lineage: Eukaryota; Metazoa; Platyhelminthes; Monogenea; Polystomatidea; Polystomatidae
Source: the annotation of a GenBank genome assembly